AUGACUCCGAGCAAACCUUCACCGCUCGUGCACGCAAAAGACCGCCCCAAAACCACCGACGUCUCGGCAAUGCAGCGCAUGUUGGCCCGCUAUACAGCUUCUUUGCCACAGAAACCCGGGAAGGCAAUGCCACCUUCCUCUUCCCCGAAAACGCUCGCUAUUGUGGGCUCGACUGGCUUUCUUGGACCGUAUGUUGUUGCAUCUCUGCUACGAGAGCAUCCCGAGUGCAAGAUCAUCUGCUUCAACCGCAGCGAUGAUGGGGAGCAGCGCACUAUGUCAGCGUUGCAGGACAUAAUGGGCGACACGUCCUCCGCGCGCCAACGUUUGGAAUUUCUCAUCACCGACAUCGCAAGACGCGUCAGAGACCCGAACCACGAUCCCAUCGUAGACACAAUACCUCAAGUGGAGGAGCUAGUUUUCAACUCUUGGGAUCCUCACUGGGGCAAGCCUCUUAGCUCGUUUGAGUCCUUGUUGGAAGCGCUGCACAAAGUCGUGGACCUUCUCGCCUCUGCUGCCGGCCAUCCUCGGAUCACCUUUGUUUCUUCAAUCUGUGCUGUAGGCAACUGGCCGCUGCGGCAUCCCGACCGGCCCAUGAUUCCAGAAGAAGUGAUGUGGGACUGCGACAGCGCAAUGCCAAACGGGUACGGUCAGUCUAAGUGUGUUGCAGAGCAGCUGCUCGCCAAAGCGCAUGAGAUUGCAAAACUUCGCGUCAACAUAGUGCGCGCGGGCCAGAUUGGCGGGUCGACGAACUCAAAGCAUUGCACAUGGCCGCGGCAGGGUUGGGUCUAUUCCGUCAUUCAAUCAUCGGCGAAGCUUGGUGUGUUCCCAAAGCACGUUCAACCUUUGGAUUGGAUCCCCGUGGACGCGCUUGCGCAAGGCAUAGCCAACUGUAUCAAGCGCCCACCCACGCCAGGCGGUUUGCAAGUCUUCAACAUGGUACAUACCCAUCCCGCUGCCUGGAGUGUGUUACAUGAAGCGUUACGAACUAGGUUUGGAAUUCCGACUCAGGCUGUUGAUCUGCCAGACUGGCUGGAGAGAAUGGAGCAGGACGACUUGAGAAUACAUGGCUUUCUGAGUACACAGGGGAGCGGCAGAGAGGCGAAUAUGGCAUUCGAGAACACUCGCGCACUGGAGGUAUUGCCCCCAAUGAGUUCAAUCAACAAAGAUUUGUUAGCGACGUGGCUGCGAGGAUGGGAGCUUGGGUCGAGAGCGAAGAUGUAA
Molecule: messenger RNA, 1221 nt
Organism: Alternaria postmessia
Lineage: Eukaryota; Fungi; Ascomycota; Dothideomycetes; Pleosporales; Pleosporaceae
Exons: 1
Coding region: 1-1221 (406 amino acids)
Source: RefSeq, a predicted model, not a curated record